AGUUUAUUAACACGACACAUGUCGGUAAAGUAGUGCAAAUCAAACGUUAUAGAAAGAUUGCUGACGGUGACUAAUGAAAAAGCGAUCGAAAAAGUGUAGGUGAAAAUUAUAAAGCUAUAUAUUGCAAAUUAAUUACAAAAAAUACGCGUAAAAUAAUUUAGGAGAAAAACAAAUCAUCAGCGGUAAUAGUCGUGUGAAAAAAGUUUUUAAUAGUGCAUUAAAAAUAAAAAACCCAACCCAAAGCAAAGAGGUCAGCAGUGAGAGAAAAAAAAAGAAAGCAAGUACGCCAACGUCGACGAAGACAAGUGCAAGAAGAAUACGUAAAGGAGUGAACUAUAAGCAACAUAUUAAGAAGGGGCUAUAAAGCUUAUAUUUAAAUAAUGUCAUCCGGCGAGUUUGGUAAUCCCCUGCGCAAAUUUAAGCUUGUGUUUCUUGGCGAGCAGAGUGUCGGUAAGACUUCGCUGAUCACACGCUUCAUGUACGAUAGUUUCGACAAUACUUAUCAGGCGACAAUUGGUAUUGAUUUUCUUUCGAAAACCAUGUACCUUGAAGAUCGAACCGUACGACUGCAAUUAUGGGAUACUGCCGGUCAAGAACGAUUUCGCUCACUUAUCCCAUCAUACAUUCGUGAUUCUACUGUAGCGGUUGUUGUCUACGAUAUAACAAAUACAAAUUCUUUCCACCAAACAUCCAAAUGGAUUGAUGACGUUCGUACGGAACGAGGUAGUGACGUCAUAAUCAUGUUAGUGGGCAAUAAGACAGACUUAUCGGACAAACGACAGGUGUCCACCGAAGAGGGUGAACGCAAAGCAAAGGAACUGAAUGUGAUGUUUAUCGAGACGAGUGCGAAGGCCGGUUAUAAUGUAAAGCAGCUUUUUAGACGUGUAGCGGCUGCGUUGCCCGGAAUGGAUUCGACAGAAAAUAAACCCUCGGAAGAUAUGCAAGAGGUUGUGCUGAAGGAUUCACCAAAUGAAUCAAAGGACCCCGAGGGUGGAUGUGCCUGCUGAAGAAUCAACGAAUAUAGUGAACGAUUUAAUAAAUUAAUAAAAACAAUUAUAUAAUUAUAGCAGUCUAGAGCACUGAAUGAUAAUUUAACAGUAUGAUGACGAUGUAGAAAAGUAUAAAAAGGCUUAAGAAGAGGAACACAAUUUUAUGUUUAAGUUUAUUUAUAACGUAAAUAAAACUAAAAUCGAUUAACUGAAUAAUCAACUGAUCUUUAUGAUGGAGAUAGUAGGCGCAUAAAAGCAUUUAAUAUAUAUGAGUAAAUAUGAUAUCAUUAUAUUACAACUAGUACUGAAACGGUCUUAAGAACAAUUGCUAAACCCAAAGCUGAAAUUGUUAAGCGUGUUGUAGAAAAGAUCGGUUGGUAGUUGGUGGGAUUAACUGACAGUUGUGUGCAUAGGAAUAAAAAAAUAACAUUAAUAUAAAAAGAAGCAUUUAAAUAAUUGUGAAUCAUAAAAUUAUUUACAUACAUAUUUAUAUAGCUUAAAAUAUUGUGUAAUGAUCAUAAACAUGCCUGCUUACUUUAUAUUAUUUAAUAUAUAUAAUAUGCAAAUGCACCUGACACUUACUUACUGACGUUAUAAAAUUGUUAGAAAUUUAAAGAGCCGUAGCACUUUAAUACACCCACAUAAAGUGCAUUUGCUACUUCAAUAGACACAAUUUCGCCGAGUUUGUAUUUGUUAAAAAUUAUUUAACUUAUAUAAUUCAUGCACAGAAUCGCUUUAUGCUAAUUUAUAAAGACCAAGCACAUAAUUUGUACACUUCAAAUUUCCUUUUUUCAAUCAAUGAUUAAUUUGAAUUAUGUUAAGUCUCUCAAAUGUAACGUCUGUGUACUUAUUUGUUUAUAGUCAUUCUCAUAAUAUAUUUACAUAUAUAUAUAAUAUUUGAAACAGAUAAAUUAGAAUGAAACGAAAUGGUGUGCACAAAUGGAACGUAAAUAAUAUUUAGUUUUCUAUUAAGAAUCAACUAAAUUUGACAAGUUCUGCAAAGUGUUAACAAAAAAUGAAGCACACGAGCUUUAUUGCAUAAAAAAUAGCUAAUUUGUUUAUAUCGACGGUAUUAUUUAUGCAUAUUAUGUGAACUUGUAUGACCUGCAAAAUUUUUUACAAACAUACAUAGAUAUUUUAAAUAGAUGAACUUACAAACAUAACUUUUGAACUUAUUUAACAUUCCUGUUUAUUUGCAUGCAGGUGCAUUGUUUGUAUUAUUUAAUUUGUAUUGAUGUAAAUCAAAACAUUCAUAUCUUCUAAUACUCCAUUAAGUUCAUUUUCUUGGGCGUACACAUACAUAUUUAUAUUUCUUUUGAAAAAAUAAGUGAUGAAUUUUAUAUGUGCUAAUGUAAUGUUAUCUAUUGAAUUUCAAAGUUGCCACAACCAUAAAUUACAGAAUCCGCUUCGAUCUGCUCUUAAUAUAUAAAAGUUCAAUUUCGCAAAUAUUUACAUAAAAUGCUCAGUGCGUUCGGUACUCGAUUACUCAAAUAUUUUAAUAUGCGUAUCUGUCUUUUAUAUUCAUCGUCACAGGCCUAUCGCAAUUAAAAAUUAACAGUUAAAUUUAAUAUUUUUGGCUGCUUAGUAAUUAUUAAGUUAUCUUUUUUGAGAUGGCAGGAGAGAGUAAAAAAAUUACCAGACACUUAUUUAUCAGUACCUGCUGUUUGUUGCUAUUCAUAUUUUUUACUUCCUGUGUUCUUUAUAUAAGUUCUGCAAACUAUAUUUAGACUACUAAAAUGCAUUCGAAAACAAAAUGUAUCAAUAUGUAGGUUUGCUCACCGGCUACCAUUGUGUGUUCAAGCAUAUGAGGAUUAGAGAAAUGUCUCGCUUAAAAAUACAAAUAACAAAUUACACAUUACAUACCGACAGUCACAUUACUUUUAAAUACGCAUAUUCAGAACUAACACAACUAAAAAUUAAAAAAAAAAAGAAA
Molecule: messenger RNA, 2922 nt
Organism: Zeugodacus cucurbitae (melon fly)
Lineage: Eukaryota; Metazoa; Arthropoda; Insecta; Diptera; Tephritidae
Gene: Rab6
Product: ras-related protein Rab6
Exons: 2
Coding region: 381-1007 (208 amino acids)
Molecular function (GO): GTP binding; GTPase activity
Source: RefSeq, a predicted model, not a curated record